CAACGGCCAGUAGUACCAGUGAAUACUCGUAAAUUCGCAGCAGACGAAGACGACUACAAUCGGAAUAUCGACGCUAACGCGCGCUGUGCCAACGCAUUUUGCAAAGUGUUAAAAAUUGUUAUAUGCAUUUGCAUUCAUCCUAAAAGUAUGCUAGGUAUUUAAAAAAAAGUGCAAAUUUUAGAUUUUGAAUUGCGAACCGCAUAUGCAACAGUGCGGAAACAUUUCUGAAUCGUAAAAACAGUUAUUAACUGCGUAGGCUGAACACCUACGCGUAAUACGCAAAAACAUACAUAUUAGAUAGUGAAAGUCCAAAUACGACAAAAAUUGGAGAGUAACGGCAAAAUAAAAUCAAAAAAAGUACAGUUUUCCGUAUAAUAACAAGUGUGAAGCAUAAUAAUAUAGGAAACUAUUUGUGUUUUUUUUUUUCGAAGAAAAAAGUAUCAACUUGGCUUACUCACAAAGUCAUUGAGUUGGUUGGCGAGGAGUAGGCGACGAAGCGGCCUAUAGUAAAAAGUGUGAUUCAUACAAUCCUUGCUACCUGCAGGCAACGCGUAACCGCAUAACCGCAUUCGCGACAUAAAACCACCCUCACCAAUAACAACAAAAAAUAAGAGUACUACCACUAAGUGUACACACAGCAUAGAUUUUGCAAGAACACGCUAGAGCGCACUUAGCACUCGUUCGGGAACAGCAGUUCCCCAAAACACCGUAGGUAAAUACGACAUCGACAUAGACGACGGUGACUUCGGGGUUCGCGAAGACAAACCUCUUCGAUUCAGCGAAUAGUAAUUACAGCUGCUUGUUUAGCGUGCGUACCAUAUUGGGAAAAAUCGAUUAGGUUUGUUGAAUUUUUCAAACGCAACACGCAUUAACACAGUCAAACUCAGAACUAAUAAUUACAACAAUUAUAAAGCAAAUUUUCUGCGACUAAGCAAAGGCAAAAUUUCAUAAAAGUUAGUCUCAUUGCGAAUAAAUGUAGUUGCGCUUUGGGUUGCUCAGACAUUCGUGUAUUGUUCAACAAUUCGUAUUGUUCAACAACGUCAACACAAUUGUGGUGAACAUUCAGCACAACAACAACUACAACUUGAGAUCGACGUAUUAGCAGAUUAUUGCAAGCAAGAUGGGCGACGAAUACAGCCCAGAUGUGAGCUCCAUGGAGACAAUAAUUCCAGCGAUUUUGGGGUUUGCUGCCGCUGCAGCGCUCUCAGCUGUCGUGUACAUUUGCGCUAAGCGAAUACGAGCACGCAACCGUAAGCAGAAUCAGCAUGACGCAUCAUUUCCAUUUCAGCCAACACGGCGACCGACUGCUGUGCGCUCGCCAAGUGGCCAACCACCGCACUAUCUGAAGAAAUCACCAUCACCGACUGGCACCAAACAAUUGGGCAUUUUGCAACCUAUGCAAGAUCAGACCACCUCCCCGAUUGCACCGCAAACCAUGAAAUACAUGGAGGAAGAUGAGAUACAACCGACCCGACACAAUCGCCAACUAAUGAAUGGCGAGCAAAAGCAUUCUCCCACCAUUGAGACACACACAACAGUUGUGGGCCAGACCCCGGUAGGUAAUGGCAACAAUAAUGGCCACAAUCACUAUCAUCACCAUCACAUGAGUGCUAUGGAAGACACAGCCAAGGAGUUGACUAUCGAGCAGUAUGGAAAAUUGGGCACAAUUUACUUUAAGCUACGCUAUUUAGCCGAACGCAAUGCUCUGAUGGUGUCGAUUAUACGUUGCCGUGGCUUACCAUGUAAGAGUGGUGGUGGAGGCGGUUCUGGUGCCGGCACCGGUGGUGAUGGUGGCGGUAACAGUAACAGCAAUAAAAACGGUGCAAACGGUUCUAAUGAAAUACCGACUGGCUUGAAUGGACGCACACAAACCGCCACCGAUCCGUAUGUGAAACUUCAACUUUUGCCCGAUAAACAGCAUAAGGUGAAGACUCGCGUUGUACGCAAUACUCGCAAUCCAGUAUACGAUGAGGAUUUCACAUUUUAUGGGCUAAACAUCAGUGAUCUACAGAAUAUGUCUCUGCAUUUUGUCAUCCUUAGCUUUGAUCGUUAUUCUCGUGAUGACGUCAUCGGUGAGGUAGUCUGCCCAUUAUCAUCCAUUGAAAUCGGUGACAUCUCCAAAGAGGCACUCUCUAUUAGCAAGGAAAUACAGCCACGCAGUUUGAAGAUUCGUGCCCAAGGACGUGGCGAGCUGUUGAUUUCACUUUGCUGGCAACCAGCUGCUGGCCGUUUGACUGUGGUUCUAUUAAAGGCCCGCAAUUUACCCCGCAUGGACGUGACCGGUUUAGCCGACCCAUAUGUUAAGAUCUAUUUGCUGUAUAAUGGACAACGCAUUGCGAAGAAGAAGACACAUGUCAAGAAGCGCACACUGAGUCCAGUAUUCAAUGAAAGUUUCGCGUUCGACAUACCCGCUGCAGAGGGUAUCGGCGCCACACUCGAUGGUGUUUCACUGGAGUUGAUGCUUUUAGACUGGGAUCGUGUUACCAAAAAUGAGGUAAUUGGUCGUUUGGAACUUGGCGGUCCGAACUCUGGUGGCACAGCGUUGAACCAUUGGAAUGAAGUGUGUAAUUCACCACGAAGACAAAUUGCCGAAUGGCACAAGCUCAACGAGUAAGGCAACAAGAAAUUGCAUGCAAAUAACGGAAAAAUUAAGGAAAAAUAGACGAAAACUAUUUUCGGUUGCAAAUGUUUUUCUGUUGUGGGGGCAGAUUUUGUACUGGAAAUAAAAAAACCUGCUAAUUUUUGUUAAAGAAAUGCAAAAGCAAUUAGGCAUAUGUGCAUAUAUAAAUGCAAGCGCAAGUAAAUAUGUAUGUAUAAAGGGAAAUGUGUGCAAAGUAAUUUGAUCAAAAAAGUAAUGAAAUCCAUUAUACCAAAUGUCGAAAGCUCAUUAUUGCAGAACUUACAUAUAAAAAAAAGCUUUCGUUUAUCAAAGAGCAACAGCAUACUCACUUAUAACUGUAAUAUAAGCAUAUAAUUCAGUGUGUUAUCAUCGCAGAGAAAUUGCAUAGACACAUACACACACACAAUCAAAUGUUGAAUUAAAAAAAGAGAAACAAGAAAAAUAAAAAAAAUAACACACACUCAUAUUUUAUGAAGAAAAUCCCAAUAAAACUAGAAGUGUGUGGAUUUGUUAGCAAAAGAUUUCAAUUAGUAGACAAAUUUAAUGUAAUUUUACGGUAAUAUGUAACGGACAAUGAUUAUUUUUGAUGCCUAUAUGCUUCUUAUGUUUUGCAACAAUCGCGACGCUGACAAUUUAAAUUACAUAAACUAUAAUUGAAAUGUAUUUGUUUGCAUAUAAUUUAAGUACAAAUUGAACACAGCCGAUUUAAAAUUGUGAAAAUGAAAAUAAAAGCAAAAAAAAAAAUAAAAAUAAAAUAAUUAUAAAAAUUUUUAUAAUUUCAAGCUUUUUCACUGCUCAACAAGUAAAGCUUACUCUAUAUCUUCUGUAUAUAAACUAAAUUUAUAUAUUUUUUGUUUCGCAACGAAAACACCAAAUUAAACUCAUAAUAUGUAAAAUAUGCUUGUGUAAAAUGUAUAGGUAUGAAUAUUUAGCAGGCUGUAAGAAAUGAAUACUCAAUUAGAAUGGAGACACUGAGAAGGGCGUAGAUAUGUUAAGGUUAAACCCAAAGUGGAUGAUAACAGAAAUAUUUUUUUUAUGUAAUUUGGACACAUAAAACUGAUUUUGUAAGACCUUAGUUGAUUCAAUUAACAAAAAUUCAAAAUUGUAAGUUUUUAUAUAUAUUUUAUAUAUAUGCAUACAUUUAAAACAAAUAUAUACUUUACAUACAUUUUUAUGUAUUUCAUACGCAUAUAAAAGAAUCUCUUUAUUUUUAAAUUAAAAAAAUUUUAAAAGCUCAAAACUUGCACAAUAAAUAUGUAAGCAUAAUAUGAAAUCUAUAGUCUUGUCAAACUGUAAUGUUCCAACCGCUAUACCAUCAAAAGAAAGCAUACAACAAUAUUUCAGAAAUUCACAUUCAAAUAACAGAUUUAUAUUUUUCUCACACACGCAUGCAAACACAUUUAAUACAUAGCUGUUUAAUAGUAGUUAUGCACAUGCAUAUAUACAUGUAUUUGAGCAUGUAUGUAUGUAUAUCGAUUAGUUGAAGAAUGAAGCAUUCGUUCCAUUAAUAUUCAUACAUAAUAUGUACGUAGAAAUAAGCUUAAAAUGUAGUUUAAUAGCUGUGAGUGUGCAAAACCGUAACAGAUACCGAACCGUAAGCAGUACAAUAAAUGCUAUAUGUAUAUGUUAAAUAAUAUCUAAACAACUCAAAGAAACCAUGCGUAUGUAUGUGCAUACCAUAUAUACACAUGUAUGUAUGUACGUAUGCACUUGGUAGAUACAUAUGUUUGUAAAAAGAUGGAUGUAUGUAUGUAGUUGGAUAGUUGCAUAACAAUUCUUAAUAAUUCCGAUGAGUUUGAAUAUAAAUAAUAAUACAUAUAUAUGUAUAUAAAAUAUACAAUAUAAUAAUAUAAAAUUUACUAAAACAACAAUAAAAACAAUAAACAAAAUUAUCAACUAAUUCGCACCAAUGCAAAUCAAAGAAAAACAAUGAUACAAAUUACAUUGAAGAGAAUGAGUGUUAAACAAAACAAACGAAAAAAAAAUAAGGAAAAACAAAAGUAUUUAUAAAACACAGAUUUUAGCUCAAUUUCUAAUAAACUCUACUUUUUUAUUUUUGCGAAUCGAGCUUAAUACAAUGCAAAUUUGAUUCAGUUCAAUUUUUAAUUUAACUUUUAUUUAGUUUUGCGGUUGAAGCUACAGAAACGACAGGUGGAUUUAUGAUAAAAUUUACAUAGCAUGUGGCAGGCUAAUGAACUUUCAUAAAGCUUUAGUUUUGGUUAUAGUACCAAGUAAGCAAGUAGGCGACAGCAUUGAUCCCGACUUUGUACAUACUUGAAUGCUUACAUAUUUAAGGUAACAAAUUCUGCACAUCUUUGGCUUUUAUGCUGUUCAUGGGAAAGCACUGGCAUCUUUUUUCUAAGCAAUUAGAAUAACAGAUAUUAGUGAAAAAUUCGCCGAUGCAAUUCAAAGCUUUAAGUUCAAAAGCAAUUUGAGUGACUGAUGCUCUGAAAGCUCUUAACAAAUCAAAGCUUAUUUUCGCAAGUACAGUAAUGGGUGCUUCUAAGAACGGUAAGCACCUUUAGAGAAGUUAUUAAACAAGGAAAGUGAAACUAAAAAAAAAUCAUAAUUUACAAAGCACUCAUAGUUCUCCUUCUCUCAAAUACUCUGUUAGAUGUAAAUUAUAGUAAAAUAUUUACAUUAUUUAAAUAUAUUUACAUGUCCGUAUUAUAUGCACACACACACACAUGUGAAUACCACAGCAAAAACGUUGCAUACAUCUGCAGA
Zeugodacus cucurbitae (melon fly) is the source of this 5347-nucleotide messenger RNA. It is a transcript of the gene Syt4, whose product is annotated as synaptotagmin-4. Gene Ontology annotation, cellular component: synapse; membrane; axon. The record is from RefSeq and is a predicted model, not a curated record. Lineage: Eukaryota; Metazoa; Arthropoda; Insecta; Diptera; Tephritidae. Bases 1121 to 2614 code for a protein of 497 amino acids. The transcript has 4 exons. Gene Ontology annotation, biological process: regulation of calcium ion-dependent exocytosis; calcium-ion regulated exocytosis; vesicle fusion. Gene Ontology annotation, molecular function: phosphatidylserine binding; clathrin binding; calcium-dependent phospholipid binding.